Molecule: messenger RNA, 931 nt
Organism: Conger conger (European conger)
Lineage: Eukaryota; Metazoa; Chordata; Actinopteri; Anguilliformes; Congridae
Exons: 7
Coding region: 38-931 (297 amino acids)
Molecular function (GO): protein binding
Source: RefSeq, a predicted model, not a curated record
CACACAAAGCCCGUGUUCCCUCGAGACCUGUCACAGCAUGCGGCCGUUGACUGAACUCGCAUUCGACCAACAGAUUGGGAAUCUACUGGGAACAGAAAAGAGAAUGCUGGAACUACACUUGUGUAAAAAGGAGAAACAAGACAUCCUCUACCCAAAAUCAAAUGCGCCUCAGGGUGCCCCCUUCCACAACCUGCAGGGUAACCUUCAGACCAAAGAGGAAAAGAUCCGAGAGUUAAACCAACACGUGGACUCGCUUCAGAACGUCAUUCACCAGGUCCAGGAGCUCCACCGGAGCCUGGUGGCCUUCUGUGGGGAGCUGAGGAGCAUGGAGAGUGAGCCUGCCCUCAAAGGCCUGACCCCAGGGGACCUGGAGGCCCAGCUGGGCCUGGUGCAGAGGAGGGUCCUGGAGAAACAGCAGAGCGUGCAGGCCAUGCAGGACAGAUUGAGCAGCUCAGAGACACGCAAGAGCAGAUGUCCAGAGGUCCAUCUGCUGGAUAAGAUGAAACUGGAUUGCCAGAUAUUCAAAGAGGAAAUCAGCAUCAUUCACCUCAAUCGACAGGCAGCUCGACUCAAGUCUGCACUGCAGGAGUUCCAUGCCAAGUGUCCCGCCGUACUGCUGAUGGCCCAUGAGGAGCAGAAUGAGGGCCGGUACGGGUUCACCGCACGCUGCACUGAGGCUGGGCUGGAGGUGGUCAGCGUGGAGGACUCACAGCUCUGCCUGCAUGACAGGCUGGUGGAGGUGAACGGGGUCAGUGUUUUGGACAGCGGGGAGGAUGAGCUCAGCGACCUCCUCUCCUGUCGCCCCAGCGCCCGGAUCGUAGUCCUGCGGAAGCCCCCUCCCCUGCCCCCGAAACCGGGGCGUGUGCCUGAGCCCGGCCCCGCCCGGCCCCGGGGUGCCCCCCCGCCCCGCUGCCAGGUCAUAGCCACCUGA